Bombus huntii is the source of this 21480-nucleotide messenger RNA. It is a transcript of the gene ft, whose product is annotated as cadherin-related tumor suppressor. Gene Ontology annotation, cellular component: plasma membrane; cell-cell junction. NCBI's taxonomy places the organism in Eukaryota, Metazoa, Arthropoda, Insecta, Hymenoptera, Apidae. Gene Ontology annotation, molecular function: calcium ion binding. The transcript is spliced from 22 exons. The record is from RefSeq and is a predicted model, not a curated record. The coding region runs from base 5014 to 20271 and encodes 5085 amino acids. Gene Ontology annotation, biological process: homophilic cell-cell adhesion.
GGUUGUCCAACGGUCGAAGAUAAACAGAAGAGAACAUGUUACAGUUAUUGUUCGGUGAAACAAUGAAGCUGUUGCAUGUAACGCCCACGUGACACACCGCAACUCGAUAGAAUUUUACUGUUUUGUGAAUGAUGCUGCCCCGUAUAUGGUAGCAACGCGAAAUAAUGUUAGACAAGUGGGCGCAAAAGACCAUUUCGAGUGAGGAACGAUCUGCGGUAAAUUUACACGGGCGUGACUCGCAAAAUAAGUUGUUAAGAAGUUUGCAACUAUCCACUUUCGCACUCGGCCAAGAUAUCGCGAUUCGGCAAAGACCGUGUUGGCGAUCGUAACGCUUAUCUACGCGGAAAGCGAUCACAUUUCUGGUCGAAUCGUAGCUUUCUCGACGAAGAUCCAUCGUGUACCAUCGCGGAUCUACCGAUAAGAUUUACGAAGUACGCUUUGGUGGAUGCGCGUUACCGUGAUCAAGCGAUCUAUCUUGUACAAUUAUAUUGGUAAAUCGGCCUGCAGGAAAGUACGUUCCCUACGUGUGUUCGGAAAAUGAUACCAAGUUGAGAUACUUGCAAGAUAAGAAUACCUAAUAUACCGGUUGUUGAGGGCCGCGGAUGAUUUAACGUCGAACGGAAGAUUUCAAGAAUAACGGCGAUUAUUUCGCUUUCUAUUAAAUUUAUCACGUUCAUUUAUGGGAAGCGUGUCGCGGAUAAAUCACCCUUUGUGCCGAGAUUAGUUAUUCCUACCGCGAGUCAUCUUGGCUGACUUUUCACAGUUAUUACUACUUGUUUACCGCGACUUCUACUUCCAUUCAAAACUCGCAUCCAAUUAAUCAAAGUUACGUUCGAGAAAAUCGUUUUUAACGUUGCAGUUCUUCUCACACUAACGCGAUCGCGAUACGGUUCAAGCGACCAGAUGAAUUGUAAAACUGGUCGUAUCACACAGAGCUCGUAUCGUAUCGUCUGGAUAAAUGUCAGGAUCUUUUGUCGUCUUUCGGACCGUAACCUUUCGAAUAUCAUGGACCAACAAAUGGCAUAUGCAUGCACGUUGUCGUACCGCUCAACAUCGGAUAUCAAGCACGCGGAUACCGGCGGCAUCCUGCCGCGCCCUCCUUCGCGACGAAUACUUGUCGUUAACCUUUGCCAAUCAGGAAGUUGAUAUCAUAAAACCGACACGUUGUCGAGCGUCACUUUAUAAAAAUCAAGCAAAAGAUCAAUUUCCGACGGAUAGCUUCCGUUUGAAACGCCUCGACCAGAUCCAUUCGGAUAAAAAGAUCCUUAAAACGUUCAUAGUCGAGACAGUUGGGAGGCAAAACUUUGAGACUCCUAAUUUCCCGUGGCAUUCCAUCCCGCGCGCCUAGUAGGUAUGUGCAUACUUUCCGUUCUUGCUAGAUAACGAUUUCUCAAACGUUCCCCGGACCGUCCGUACACGGGUUUAAUCUUAUCCACGCGACGCUGUGUUCAGGAUCCUACGUUACGUCGUGAAAAAAGGGAAGAGGAGAGAGAAAAGAAGAGAGAAAGAGAGGAAGAAAGGAAGGAAGUGGCGGUGGGCGCAUACGCGUAAAUCGGGUUAGCUAUCGAUACGGUAAUCGGCACGUACGGUCGGUAGAGGGAGGAGGAGGAGUCGCUGGUGUCCAUAUAGCGGCCGGUACCCAGUAAACUAGAUUAAAGGAAAACAGCGAAGAGAAUCUAGUCGCGCGUGUAGCUCGCGCGGCCGUGCUCUCGAUCGAGAGAAAAAAGAAGACGGAAGAGAGCCGAGAGGGAAGAGAGGUGGAAAGUUCGAGCGAAGCGUUCGAUCGUGGUAACGGAUUAGUUAUAAAAGUGGCUACAGGGCCGCGGAUAUAUAUCUACGGCAUCGUGGUUCUAGACCUCUCGUUCCACCGCCUCUCUUCCUCGCUACCCCACACCCUUGUCAACCUAACUGCCUCUUUCUCUCUCUUGUCCUCUUCUCUUCGUUCUUCUGCUACCCCUCCUCCCCCGCGCAUUAUUCAUCUCGGUCGUCCUUUCCUCGUCCCUCCGAUACGACGCAAGUUCCGUCUUCGUCCCUCGGCUAGCUCCAUCUCUGUUUCACGGAUAGCCGGUCUCUUUCCCUGGUUCGCCCGUAAGCGGUCCUCGUUGCGAACGCUUCUCAGCGGCGGCCAUCUUGCAUACCUGAGCCUCCGCAUUGCUCGUUCCUCGAGGGCAAAAGGGAGAAUAUCUCAGCGCGAGACGACGCUGGGAUGCGCGAGGAUAGAGUCGAAGGUGGGAGGAUAACGGCCGCGGGGACAGAGACGGGGAACGAGGGCGCUAUGAGGGGCCCGGCCACCUUCCGCAGGAGAAUAGAGGGGCAAGGAAAAGACACGUAGGGCCCAGGGUGGGAGGGAACGUGCACGCCGAUGGUGGAACUAGCAUGUCCCGAUUGAAGAGAGAGAGAGAGAGAGAGAGAGAGAGAGAGCUCGACCGACGAACCUCGCAUCGGACGAAGAAGGAACAAGGUAAGAUGGAGACACUACCGGAACGGACAAAGAUGCGACGAACCAAAGAGCCUAGAUGGAGGAGGAUAGAGGCAGAAGGGCCAAGAGAAGGAGAACCGCGAAUGUUUCUCUAGACGAAGAGGGAAAACGCUAUCGAUGCUUGGUUAGACAAAGAUGGUCUAAGUUCCAGAGAGAUAAGGAUGGAAACCGGUGUCUCGGAAAAGGAGGGUUCGCGAAUGCUUUACUAGACGAAGAGGAAAAGCAACACCGAUCGCUAGAAGGAAGGAGUUAGAGAGGGAGAGAGAGAGGGGGGGGGGAGAAAAUGCGAUGUAGAUAGGUUGCCUGAGAAAAUCGGAGAGAAAAGAAAGAGCAUGCGGGCCCAGAUGAGGCUUUUCUAAAUACGUCUGAGAAAGAAGGUGGAUCGAAGAGCAGUGGCAGGAGAUGUGAGGGGGGGGGGAGGGACGAAAGAAAGAGAGAUAAGCCGAGAGUACAGGAGACCAAGAGGGAUAGAAAGUGUCGAGCUUGGAAUAAGACGAUGGAUCAAAGAAGUUUGUACAAAGUCGAAACGGGAGGAAAGAUAUUGAUAAAAGGGUGGCAAAGGAAGUGGAAGCGAGAGAGGAACACCGACAAAGAACGUUGGCGCGUGGAAGAGAGAGGAAACGCGAAAGACGGUGGCCGAAGAGAGAAAGAGAAAGCCGAAGGUUUCUUCGAAGAAAGAGAAAAAGUGAUAUCGAUGGAAGGUGUGCGAGCGCGCGGCAAAGGAGCGGGGAGUGUAAACGGUGAGAGAGGAGAAACGGAGAAGGAAAGAGAGGGGAACGAAGGAAGAGCGAGAGAAACAGAUGCAUACAUCGGGCCCGAUGGAUCGGAGAGGGACGGCGUCAGCAAGCUCGAAGAAUGCUUCUCCUGGCAGCGGCGAGGUUCUGGGACCGUCUCGGUUCAGUCGAGUCAGGUCAGUCCUCGGGAAGGUGAUAUUCUUCGUCGUCGUACGUUCACGGGGCCUUACGUCGUCGCGUUUACGGCCCACGUUACUCCUUCUUUUCGCUCCUUUCGUGUACGUGUGCGCGUGUCUUUCUUUUUUACCCUUUCGUUUCGUUUCUCUUCUUCGUCUUUCGGUUAUCUUCCCCCUGUAAGUUUCGCUGGUCGCGCACACUCGCGUCUUUUCGCCUCUAGCUCUCGCGUCUCUCGCUGUUUACCCCUCGAUCUUUUUCAUCCCGCUCCCCCCGUGAAACCAACGUUUCGCGAACGUGGACGCACGGGAGAAGCACGGUCGCGUGCGCGAGUGCGAAACUCAUCGCGACACAAACUACGACUCUGAUACGACGACGUUCGAGUUUCCACGAGCAAGUGUUCGCCAACCGCCGGUUGGCCGAUCGAUGGUCCGAUCAUAACGUGUAACGUUUGAAGAACGAUCUCGUUACGACGUUGCACGUCGCACCGAGGAAAAGCGCACCGUGUCGUGCCGCCGGAACAUCAUCGUCAUCCACGAGUCAGUGGUUAUCGUUCACCAACGACGUGUUUGUUUUGUGCCGUUAGUGGUGGAUGUGCUGCUGGGAAUCAACUUUGGAUGUUUGACUGUGCGAAGCAAAGGCUCGAUAUCGGAAAGUGAUUCGAUCUCUGAUCCCAUACGUACGUGACACGGGAACUUUGAGAAAGUGUCGUGUCGAGAGGAAAAGCCGAUACAGAAGAGGGUGAAAAGCGGUGGGAACCGCGGAAAACGGAAAGAUCGCGCGUGUCGGUGUAUCGAGUGACACGGAGGAACGCGAGGGAGCAGCGACCGCGAACGUGGUCGGAAACCGUGGCGGCGUCGCGCGAAAAAUCUUGAUCCGACAACGAUCCGCCACCGAACCACCUUACCCUGUUUACCGUGCGCGUAUCACAGGGUGGAUCGUUCAGAUUUCGGAGAGGAUCGAAAAGUUGGUGGUGGUGGUGGAGGUGGUGGUGGUGGUGGUGGUGGUAGUAGUGGUGGUGGUGAUCGGUGGAAGGUGGAAAAGUAUCGAGGAUCGGAGGCGUGCAGCAUCCGCAGACGCGUUUCGCGAGGCGCGGCUCUGCGGGUCAGUGCCCCCUCUGUCGGCUCGAGUCUCUCGUGUUCACUUGACUUUCCGCGGCAACGAGCAAAAAGGAGCGAAUAAAAAAGAAAACGCCCACACCUUCGAGGCAUCCUUAAUCCGAUUUCGAGCCGAGCCCGGUUAGAACGUAGCCCGGUUUCGAACGAAGAAGCCGAGAGAAGCUGAGAGACACGAACCUACGAACACGGAUGAGCAAACGGAUAGAAAGAAGGAAAGAAACGAAUACAUACAGAGAAAGAUCGAAAGCAUGGAAUCCGUUAGCGAUCGAAGCAACUGGUCGGCCGCUCGUUGACUCUCGGAUCGUUUGGCCUCGUGGUUCGGUCGUGCCAUGUCGAGCGUGCCAGCACCAACUACGUGAAGAAAACGUACAAGAGGGAAGAUGAACGUGCGACCGACGAUGAGGAAAAAGAACGAGAGGUAGUAUCAAAGGAGCAGCGAUACUUUUAUGUCGUCGAACACGAGAGGAAUUUAGGUAAGGAAGGGGGCGCGUUCGAAGGGACAGAAGAGAUGAUCAUUCGAAGUUCGAUGGUCCUAGCCCUGGUCCUGGCACUGUUGUCGGUGGACCAAAAUGGCGGCCAACCCAACGGCCAGGAGAGACACGCGUCCGAUUAUUUUUCUCGCAAACUACCUCAAAGGGUGACGAGACUGGUGCCACGACGGUCACCGAUGUUACCGCAGGACAGCGCGGCCGCGAUGGGCCUGGCGAUGCAGAGCAGAGCGGUCGAUACCAGGGUUCAACUGGAGGUCAGGGAAGGCGAGCCAAAGGGGACCCUGGUAGGCCUGAUACCGGUCAAGCCUGGCUUUACCUACAGGUUCAACGAGCCGCCGCAGGAAUUCGUGCUGGAUCCCGAAACCGGCAAGAUCAGAACGGCCAAAGUCCUCGACAGGGAAGCGUUGAGCAGCGAUAGGUUCGACCUGGUCGUGUUGUCCAGCCAGCCGACCUAUCCGAUCGAAGUGAGGAUCCUCGUGCUGGAUAUCAACGACAACGAUCCGGAAUUUCCGGAGUCGAGUAUAGCCGUGAGUUUCUCGGAAUCGGCAGUGGUGGGGACGAAAUUGUUGCUGGAUGCUGCCACGGAUAAGGAUACGCUGGAGAACGGAGUGGUCGACGAUUAUUUCAUCGUGAAUGGGAACACCGAUGGGAAAUUUCGUUUGGAAGUGACCGGUAAUCCGACCGGUGAAACGUCCUAUCUGCAUUUGGAAACGACGGGAAAAUUGGAUCGAGAACAGGUAGAAUUUUAUUCGUUGAACGUUUGCGCGAGGGACAGAGGCCGACCACCGAGGUUGGGUUAUCUUUUGGUAAACGUGACCGUGUUGGACGUGAACGAUAAUCCGCCGAUAUUUCAGCAGAGCGACUACGUGGUCGCUUUAAACGAGAGUGCCCCGGUAGGAACCAAAGUGUUGACGGUUCACGCGACGGACAAAGAUUCCGAGGACAAUUCCAAGUUGACGUAUUAUUUACCGGAUACCGAGAGACAGUUCACGAUAGAUCCGGAAACAGGCACCAUAACGACGGUCGAGCCUUUGGAUUGUCCGCAACAGAGUUGCACGAUCGCGGCGCGUCUAGGAGACGGUUGUCCAAAGAGCUGCGUCAUAACGGUCUUUGCUCGAGAUCACGGCUCGCCGAGGCAGGAUGGCCGGACCUACGUAACGGUGAAUCUAUUGGACGCGAACGAUCACGAUCCUGAAAUAAAGUUCAGCUAUUUCCCAUCUACGCCGGGGUUCGCCACCGUCGACGAGAACGCCGCCAAGGAUUCGAUCGUGGCCGCAGUCGCGGUUAUCGAUAACGACGAGGGCCUGAACGGCGAGACCACCGUGGAAAUUCGUGCUGGCAACGAAUUGGGCCACUUCAGACUGGACAAUACACCUAGUUUCGAUAUAGUUCGCGUGAACGGUCGAUUGGACCGCGAGGAAAUACCGAAAUACAAUCUGACCGUGGUGGCGACCGAUAAAGGCACGCCGCCGCGAUCGGCAACCGCCUACCUCGUGAUCCACGUGAACGACGUUAACGACCACGAACCGGUCUUUCAACAGAGCGAAUACUCCGCGGUGCUCUCGGAACUUUCGCCUACCGGCAGCUUCGUGGCUAGCAUCUCCGCGACGGACGCCGAUUCCGGAUUGAACGCGAGAAUUUAUUACGAUUUCGACUCGGGCAACGAGCAAGGUUGGUUCGCGAUCGAUCAGGACACCGGUCUGGUCACCACCGUGGCGACCCUCGACAGGGAGGUGCAAGGAAGCAUAGAGUUGCACGUGUCCGCCAGAGACGGUGGUCCUAAUCCCAAGUACGCUUCGACUCACCUCAAGGUCACGAUUCUCGAUGAGAACGACGAGGCGCCUAGAUUCUCGCAGAACGUGGUUCGCGUUACGUUGUCGGAGAAUACCCCGCCGCAGAGUCUCGUGGCCACGUUGACGGCGGUGGACAACGACCAAGGAACGAACGGUAGCGUCGCGUACAGCUUUCACUCGAGCGUGUCCAGGGACUAUCCGAAAACGUUCGCCCUCGACGGACUGACCGGCCAAUUGACCACGAAGGUGAACUUGGAUCGCGAGACCACCGCCGAAUAUCAGAUUCUGGUAAUCGCCAAGGACCAAGGUACUCCGCCGCAAUCGUCCACGGCGACGGUGAUAUUGACUCUAGAGGACGUCAACGACAAUUCGCCGGUGUUUUAUCCGUGGAGGUACCUGAUGCCCAUACCGGAGGACGCCCCGCCAGGAACAUCGGUGGGCAAAGUGACGGCGACCGAUGCCGAUGCUCGGGAAAACGCUCAGGUCAGAUACUCGCUGGAAUCCGGUGGCGAGGGACUUUUUACAGUCGACGAGAGAACCGGUGAGAUCACUCUUCAGGGUUCGUUGAGGGCGGCUCACAAGACCCUCUACGAAUUGAACAUAUCGGCCAAAGACACCGGGGACAGAGUGGCUGGCAGAAACGCUCUGGUUGAGAUCAUUCGCGAGGAAGACUUGGAACACCUGGAGUUCGACACUUACAACGGUUACGAGUUCAGGAUAGCCGAGGACAGAGGAGAAUGCGGCGCGAUGUCGAACGUGUUCGCUCGAGACGUGGGCACCGUACAGAUUACGCAAUACGACAGCUCCAAGAUCUCGUAUGCCAUCGUGUUCGGCGAUCCGAAGGGUAACUUUAAGAUAGACGAGAGUACCGGCACGAUCAGUACUUCCGGGUGUUUAGAUCGGGAGCAGGUGGCUUACUACAGUCUGCAAUUAUCGGCCAGAGCCGGACUCGCUUACGGGCAAACGUCCGUAAAUAUCACGGUGCUGGACAUUAACGACAACCCGCCGAGGUUUCCCAAGGGCGAGAUCGGCGACGAGGUGCUUCUGAAGGAAAACGCGGCGGUAGGACAAGAGGUGUGCCUGGCUCGCGCCAGGGAUCGCGAUGCCAGCGCCAACGCGAGGAUCGUCUAUUCGUUGACUCACAAUCCCGGAGGACAGUUCAGGGUCGCAGAAAAUUCUGGCAUUAUUUAUCUAGACAAGCCGAUACGAGCUGCGCCGGGAACGGUACUGCACCUGGAGGUAACCGCCACGGAUUCCGGAAAUCAGCCGUUAUCCGCCCAGCAUCAAGUCAGGGUAACCAUCGAAGACGUAAACGACCAUACGCCGGUGUUCAAGCUGACCAGCUACGAGACGUCGCUACCGGAGUCCACACCGGUGAACGAUAGAUUUUUCUCCCUGACCGCUAUCGACGUCGAUCUCGGAGCUAACGGCCGGGUGUUGUACAGCAUAACCGACGGAAAUACCGAGGAUCGGUUCGGAAUAUUCCCGGACGGCCAGUUAUACGUGAAGAACGUUCUUGAUCGCGAGGAGCUGGACUAUUACGCGCUCGAGGUAACGGCCACCGAUCAAGGUAGCCCGUCUAGAAGCUCGGUAGUACCGGUGGUCGUUCACAUAAUCGACGAAAAUGACAACGCGCCGGAAUUCACCAAUUCGAGCUUCGUCCUCCACCUACGCGAGAACGAGCCACCGGACACGUUCGUCGGGAAAUUAUUGGCAACCGAUCGAGACGUGGGUCGCAACGCCGACCUCGUCUUCUCCCUUCCAGCUAGUCAACAGGACUUCACCGUCGAUCCCAGAAACGGUUUCAUCAAGUCUCUUCGAGUGUUCGACAGGGAGCUGCUGGUAACCAAUACCGGUAGCAGCUACAUUACCUUGGAGGCUACCGUCACCGACAACGGAGUCAAUCGACUUCGCGAUCGAGUCAAGGUCGUCAUCUACAUCACCGACGUCAACGACAAUAUCCCUCAGUUUCAGAGGUUACCGUACAAGGUACAGGUAAACGAGGGUGCCGCGAUCGGCACGCAACUGUUACGAGUGUAUACCACGGAUGCCGACGAAGGAUUGAACGGGGAUGUGUUUUACUCUCUGGAGGAUGGAAAUCAACACGGCCGGUUUGCCAUAGACGAGGCGACCGGACAGAUCUCUCUGACGAAGGAGUUGGACCGCGAGACUACGGACGCGUACGUGUUGACUGUAGUGGCGCACGACGCCGGCUUGGAAACUCGUCUGUCCUCGAGCACGACCGUUCACAUCGAAGUGCUCGACGAGAACGAUAACGUGCCCCUGUUCGUCGACGAUAAAUCAAGCAUCUCCGUUCUCGAAACGACACCGACCAACACGGAACUACUUAGGUUCAAAGCCACGGAUAACGAUCUGGGACCGAACAGCGAGCUGGCCUUCGCCAUAUCCGCUGGCAACAGGAGGGACACCUUUUACAUCGAUCCUCUGACAGGGACGUUGUACUUGAGAAAGCCGCUGGAUUAUGAGGAGCUGGAAAAGUAUACGCUGAACGUGACCUGCAGCGACGGCGGUCAUCCGAGGUUGAGCUCCGUUACCACGUUGAUCGUCGAGGUUAUCGAUGCCAACGACAAUCCGCCGGUGUUCCCCAACACCGCGAUAGCCAGACAAAUUAGAGAGGGAAUUCUGGUGCACACGCCGAUAGUAACCAUCACGGCGGAGGAUCCCGACUCGAACGAGAACGGAGUGGUCACGUACUCUAUCGCUAGUCAAGAUCCGGAGGAUCAGGUUCGAAGAUUCGGUAUAAAUCCAUCCACCGGUGUCAUACACACCCUGUUGCCGAUCGAUCGCGAGGAAGUCGACACCUACAAGUUAGUGGUCGUGGCGACCGAUAGCGCUCAACCAGCUAGCGCCAGGCUGUCCGCGGAAAAAUUGGUCAUCGUCAUCGUCGAGGACAUCAACGACAACGCGCCGAUCUUUGUCAGCAUGUCCGCCGUCGUGUUACCGCUCAAAGGAAAUUACUAUCAGUAUCAAAAGGAGAUUACGGUUACCCAGCUGGUCGCCAGAGAUCUGGACUCCAGCACCAACGGUUUGGUCACCUACGAGUUGCUUAGAUCGAGCAUCAACUAUCCGGACAUGUUUCGAAUCCAUCGAAACACGGGCCACCUGACGAUAAGACUGCCGCGAUCGCUGAAGAGCAGCUUUGAGCGGGUCUCCAAGUAUCAAGUAGGGAUCCGCGCUACGGACGAGGCCGUUCAGGCGGAACGAAGAUCCACGGAGACCUAUUUGACCCUGAUAGUGCCCGGGGAAGAUGGGGACGAUCAACCAAUAUGGGAGCACCGUGGCCAGAUCGAGGGCAGCGUGUAUGAGAACGAGCCGAUCGGCACAAGCAUUUUGAGAGUGAGUGCUCGCAGUCGUAGAUCGAAUAUCGAUCUCGAAUACUACGUGACGAACGUGACUGCUGGUAGCGGCGGUCCGCAGGUCGACAGAUUGUUCGACGUCGACACCAAGACAGGUAUAUUGUCGACGGCUGCCGCGCUGGACAGGGAAACAGGAAUCCAGUGGUACGAGGUGGAGCUGUACGCCAUCGGUGUUGGUGGUACCAGGCCCAGUACGACGUCCACCAAAGUUCGCGUGACGGUUCUAGACAAGAAUGACGUGGCACCGACCUGGGGAACCGGCACCUGGAAAUUCAAAAUCUCCGAGGAGGCGCCGCCUAACACCGUUGUCACGGUCCUGAAAGCGUACGAUCCGGAUACGAUCGGAACCUUGACUUACACCCUGGUACCGAAUCAUCGGCCCGAUCCAGGUCCUGGCACCGCUCUUGGUUUCUACCCGGCCAGCCAACACGAGCUCCAAGACGAAAGCCAAUGUCAGUUCAGACUUCAUCCGACCACGGGACAACUGACACUCGCCGAGGCUCUCGACAGAGAGACCAGAGAAAAGUAUGUCCUGAAAGUUCGAGCCGAUGAUGGAUUGCAACACACAGACAUCGCGUUAACCAUUCAGGUGACCGACACCAACGACAAUGCGCCGACGUUCCAGAGCACCGCGUAUUCGUUCGACGUGCCGGAGAACGUGCCAAGGGGCAGCCGAAUAGGUCAGGUCGUCGCCACUGACGCAGACGCCAACGGGCCCAACAGUCAACUCAGCUACACUCUGAUUUCCGACUGGGCCAACGACGUUUUUUCUCUGAAUCCUAGCACCGGCGUGUUCACGUUGACGGCCAGCCUUGACUACGAACAGGUGCAGCACUACAUUUUGGUGGUCCAAGCGACAGACGGCGGCAUCCCGGCGCUUUCCUCGACGGUGACGGUCUACUGCAACGUCGUCGACUUGAACGACAACGCGCCGAUCUUCGAGGCGGGCCCGCACGCCGCGGAUAUCGUCGAGAAUACGACGAUCGGCACACCGAUCCUAUCCGUGGCCGCCCAGGACCUGGACUCCGGAGAUAACGGCAGGGUAAUUUACGCUGUCGCCGGCGGUGACGAGAACGGUGACUUCGGAGUGGCACCGAACGGCACCCUUUUCACUCGGAAGUUACUCGACAGAGAACAAAAGCCACUUUACAAUUUGAUCCUCAGCGCCACCGAUAGCCCUUUGCCACCUGCUCUGCCUUUGUCUUCCACCGUACAGGUGACCGUGGUGUUGCUGGACGUAAACGACAUGUCGCCGGAGUUCAUAUCGCCGACGAAGAUUUCGAUAAUAGAGAACGCGCCGAGCAACACGGUAGUGAUGGCCAUUAAGGCGGUGGACAGGGACGAAGGACGGAACGGAUACGUGGAGUACUCCCUCGAGGACACGACGCUUCCCUUCACCGUUGGUCCCGUAGAUGGACUAUUGCGCGUAUCUGGCUCGUUGGAUCGCGAAUUAAGGUCAAACUACACCUUGGAAGUAACCGCGAAAGACCGCGGUGAACCACCGAGAUCGUCCUCGACCGCAGUCACUGUCACGGUCCUCGACGAGAACGACAAUUCGCCGGUGUUCGAUCCGAGACAGUACUCAGCCACUGUUGCCGAGAACGCCAGUAUCGGGGCUAGCGUGCUGCAGGUUUCGGCGAUGGAUCGCGACGAGGGUGCGAACGGAAGGGUGAGAUACGGUAUCGCGAUGGGAGACGAUAACAGAGAUUUCACCAUUUCCGAGGACGGCGGUGUCAUCAGAGUGGCGAAGAAUCUCAACUUCGAACGGAAAUCCAGGUACUAUUUGACGAUAAGGGGUGAGGAUUGUGCCUCGGAAGUAGGCGAAACACCACGGGGCGAUACCGCUCAGGUCACCAUCACUGUCAUCGAUAUAAAUGACAAUGCACCGGUUUUCUUGGAUUCGCCCUAUUUGGCACACGUUAUGGAGAAUAUGGUACCACCUGGGGGCGGAUUCGUGAUACAGGUCAAAGCUUACGACGCGGAUACUCCACCUUACAACGACCAAGUGAGAUACUUUUUGAAGGAAGGCGACACGGACUUGUUUCGAAUAAACGCGAGUACCGGCGACAUUUUUCUGCUUCGACCCCUCGACAGAGAACUGGUGGCGGAGUACACUCUGACGUUAGUGGCCAUGGAUACCGGUUCUCCGCCUUUGACUGGAUCGGGCAUCGUUAGAAUCGUCGUGCUCGAUGUCAACGAUCACAUUCCGGAAUUCACCAGGCAGGAAUACAGGGCAACGGUUACCGAAAACCUGGCUUCCGGAACGUGGGUCACCAAACCUCACGCUACGGACAAAGACGAGGGCCUCAACGCCAAAAUCAGGUACAGUUUGCUGGGAGAAAAUUCGGAACGUUUCACCGUGGAACCCGAAACUGGAGAAGUGUUAACGGUGGUACCGCUCGAUCGAGAACAAACCUCGGUCUACCAUUUGACUUUGGUCGCUCAAGAUUCGAGUCCCACGGAGCCUCAGGCCUCCGCCGUCAAUCUGACGAUCUUCGUGAAGGACGUGAACGACAAUGCCCCUAGAUUUUCUAGUCCAAGAUACACGGCCUACGUGCCGGGUGCAACCAAACCAGGGGAUUUCGUGUUCGGCGCGAAAGCGGUGGACGACGACGACGGAGAGAAUUCCCGGAUCGUGUAUCGUCUCCAGGGAAUCGAUGCGGAGAAGUUCGUGAUCGAUCCGAACAGCGGAGUGAUAAGGACGACACAGGAGUUGGCCAAUGACGAAACCACCUACCAAUUGCAAAUCCAGGCGUCCGAUUGCGGCGUCAAACCGCAAACGGUCACCGCCGACUUGGUGAUACACCUGUGGGAGAGGCAACUGUUUCCCAGCUUUCGAUCCACCAUUAGCACCAGGUUCACGCUACCGGAAGACGUUCCAGAGGGUCGUGUGAUCACGAAAUUGAGCGCGACCACGCCGAAAGUUGGAACCGCCAGCAAUCUGGUCUAUGGAAUGGCUGGCGGGAACGUCGGCGACGCGCUCAAGAUCGAUCCUCACACCGGAGAGGUGUUAGUCGCGUCUGGAUUCGAUUACGAAACCGCGCCGUUCUACGAAGCCUGGGUAGAGGUUCGUGAUUCGGACACUCCGGCUCUCAGGAGCGUUGUGCAACUGCUCGUGAAUGUUACGGACGCCAAUGAUAAUGCACCGAUAAUGGAGGCGGCCAUUUACAACGCUACGGUUCCCGAGGACGAGUACCCGCCUCUCUUCGUCAACAAAGUCUCGGCGAACGAUCGUGAUUCCGGCGAGAACGGGCAAGUGUCCUAUUAUCUGGUCAACGAUUUCACCGAGACUUUCGUCAUCGAUUCCGAUACAGGAGAGAUUAGCACGAACGCGAAACUGGACCGCGAGGAGAUCGCUUCUUACGAGUUGAUCGUAGAAGCACGGGAUCAAGGACAGCCGUCGCUUACAGGCACCGCGACUGUGUUGCUCACAGUGUUGGACAAAAACGACAAUCCCCCGCAAUUCACUCGACUAUUCAGCGUGAACGUUACGGAGAACGCGGAGAUCGGCACGUUCGUCAUAAGAAUCACGAGCAGCGACCUGGACAUCGGUCAAAACGCAAACGUCACCUACAGGUUCACGGAGAAUCCCGGCGAGAAGUUCGCCAUGGACGCUCUUAGCGGUAACGUUACCGUGGAUGGACACUUAGACAGAGAAGAACAGGACGAAUAUCUGUUAAAGUUGGUGGCAGCGGACGGUGCUUGGCAAGCAGCAACCGCCCUUACCAUUACCAUCCAAGAUCAGAACGACAACCCUCCGGAAUUCGACGAAGAAUCUUAUCACUUUCAUUUCCCCGAGCUUCAACCGCCUGUUGCGCACGUUGGCCAAGUCACCGCGAUCGAUCGCGAUAAACAAGGUCCGAACUCCGUGAUAUCCUACAGCCUGUUGCAACCGUCCGACCUUUUCACCGUUGAUCCAGCCACCGGUGACGUUUUCAGCAAGAAGACUCUCAAGUACAAACACACUCAUCGGCCGUCUUCGCCGGAAAACCUAUACUCGUUGACGGUCGUAGCUACCGACAACGGGAAACCUCCGCUGUCGUCGAAGACGGUGGUUUACGUGAACGUAGUGGACGCGAACAACAACGCGCCGAGAUUCGACCAGAGAUCUUAUCUCUAUCCUGUGCCGGAGAAUUACGGAGUCGGCAAGAGGGUGGUGCAAUUGACGGCGAAAGACGAUGCCGACUUCGGCGUGAACGCAGAAAUCAGUUACUUCAUGACGAACGUUAACGGGACGGAAUACUUUUCAAUCGACGAGAAAUCCGGAUGGGUGUACGUUCGAAAUACGUUGUCCAACGUGCCAGUGAGAACCACCUUCCUGUUGAAGGUUCAAGCGAUCGACAAAGGCGUGCCACCGCAGAAGGACGAGGUCUCGUUGACCUUGGUUAUAUCCGGGGAGAACAAACACGCUCCCACGUUCGCCGCUGUUAGCCAUCAGGUGAGAGUUCCGGAAAACGAACCUGUCAACACCACCAUCCUAACGGUCAGUGCCACCGACGGCGAUGACGGGCCGAACGGAAUGAUCAGAUACAAAAUAUCGGCUGGAAACGAGAAGAACGAGUUCUUCGUGCACUCGAUCACCGGCGCGGUAACCAUACUCGAGCCUCUGGAUUACGAUCUGGUGCAAGAGUAUAAAUUGAACAUCACCGCUACGGACCUGGGAUUCGAACCGAAGCAAGCCGUUGCCAUAUUGACAGUGAACGUCUCCGAUAUCAACGACAAUCCACCGACGUUUAAUCAGAGCAUUUACGAAGCCUACUUGCCUGAAAAUUCUCCGCCGGAUAGUUUCGUUUAUAAGGUGAUCGCCCGAGACAUCGACUCGCCCAAGUACGCCGUGAUCCAGUACAAAAUUCUCGGAGGAACUGGCAAGGAUCACUUUCGUAUUCGCGAGGAUACCGGUGAGAUCGCUUCUUUGAUCAGUUUCGACUACGAGGAGGCCAACGAGUACACGUUGGACAUAGUCGCCGCCAAUCCGGACUCCAAUCCGCAAAUGGUCGGCUUCACCACGGUCCUCGUACACAUCACAGGCGUGAACGAAUACUAUCCCAAGUUCAUUCAACCGGUGUUCCAUAUGGACGUGUCGGAAAGCGCAGAAGUUGGCACGUCCGUGGGCCUGGUUCAGGCAACCGAUCAGGACGCGGGCGAAGAUGGAAGAGUCUACUAUCUGUUCGUCGGCUCGUCCAACGACCGCGGCUUCUCGAUCGGCUCCGAGACCGGGAUAAUUCGUGUCUCGCGAAGAUUAGACCGUGAAACGCAGAACAGAGUGGUGUUAACCGUGAUGACGAAGAACGGUGGUGGGAUUCGUGGCAACGACACGGACGAGGCUCAGGUUAUAGUCUCGAUUCAAGAUGGAAACGAUCCUCCGGAGUUCCUGCAGAAUACCUACGACGCUACCGUGUCAGAAGGUGCGGCGCACGGGACGCGAGUUUUGACCGUUAGAGCGGUCGACAAGGAUAUAAAGCCGCAGAACAAUCAGUUCUCCUAUUCGAUCAUCAGCGGAAAUCUGGGUCAAGCGUUCAAGGUGGACCCGCAGACCGGAGAUAUAGAAACUGCCAAACAACUGGACCGAGAAACGAUCCCGAUUUACGACCUGACGAUCGGUGCCAUCGAUACCGGGUCUCCGCCGCAAACCGGCACCGCGGCUAUUCACAUCGAACUUUUGGACAUCAACGAUAACGGGCCUACCUUCGAUCCACCGGAGGUGGUGGGCUACGUGAACGAGAACGAACCAGCUGGAACGAUCGUGAUGACACUGAGCGCCACUGAUCCUGACCUACCACCGAAUGGGGCGCCUUUUACGUACAAAUUGGUUGGUGGAAGACAGAGCGAUAUGGUUACCUUGGACAAGCAUACCGGGGUAUUGAAAACUACGAGAAGUUUGGACAGAGAAGCUAUGCCUCAGUUGGAUCUCGUGGUCGAAGUGGAAGAUUCUGGAGUACCGAGAAUGAGAAGCGAGCACACGAUAACCGUGAUCGUCACGGAUCAAAACGAUAGUCCAUCGUCGCCGAGAUCGGUUCACGUGAUAGUACACUCUUUCAACGAGCAGAUACCGUUGGGAAAGAUCGCCGACGUACAUCCUAACGACCCCGAUGUUACCGGCAGCUAUUCCUGUAAGAUACUUCAAGGAUCGAAUCCGAAAAUUCUUAGUAUUCCUAGCGCUUGCGAUCUUCACACGAAGAAAAUAACACCAGGAGUCGGCUACUCUUUAAGCGUGUCUGGCAACGACGGUCGCCAUCCUAACGUGGUAUCCAAGGUCACAGUGGAAUUCCUCGUUUUCACCAACAGCACGAUCGAAAAUAGCGUGACCCUGCAAGUAACGAAACUAAGCUCGAGAGAUUUUUUAGGUCAGUAUUAUCGUGCUCUGCUGGACGUUCUGCAAGAGGAAGUCGAUGUUGGAGACACCCUCAAGAUCUUCAGUCUUGGAGAGACUGGAUCUGACUUGAACAUCCACGUAGCCGUAGAGUCGCCUGAAGGAUACCGCAGCAAAUACGAAGUCACCGAAUUGCUAAACCGUAAUCGGGACAAAAUCCGAUCGCUUCUCCAGGGAAUGACCUUCACAGUUGGCUACUCGCCGUGCAAGCACAUACCUUGCGAGAACGGGGGCUCUUGCAGCGAUAAGUUGGUCAUCUACGAUGACGCCAGAAUCACCGAUAGCCAAGCGCUGAUUCUCACGUCGCCGAGGAUGAUGCACGAGAUGACCUGCAAGUGCCGCGACGGUUUCACCGGCGAUAAAUGCGAAAGAAGACAAGAUCCUUGCUCUCCGAAUCCUUGCUUAUUGGGUGGACAGUGUCGACGACUGGGAUACGAUUUCCAGUGUACCUGUCCGAUCGAUCGCGAUGGGAAGCUAUGUGAACUGGAAAGAGGCGAUGCAUGCGCGAGUAAUCCAUGCAGGAACGGUGGAUCGUGUAGGAAGAGUCCCGAUAGCUUCAGUUUCUUCUGUCUAUGUCGAGCUGGUUACAGAGGAAACCACUGCGAGGCGGUUACGGACUCUUGCAGACCGAAUCCUUGUCUCUAUGGAGGUUUAUGCGUAGGAGAAAAACCUGGGUACACGUGUAGUUGUCCAGAGGGUCGUUACGGAAGACACUGCGAACGAUCCACGUUUGGCUUCGAGGAAUUGUCUUAUAUGACUUUCCCAGCCUUGGAUUCCAACACCAACGACAUAACUAUCGUGUUUGCCACUACGAAACCAGACGCCUUACUGCUGUACAAUUACGCGCCACAAGCCGGAGGACGUUCAGACUUCGUGGUAUUGGAACUGGUGGACGGAAGAGUGGUGUUUUCAUACGGAGGUGCAAGAAGCGCCAUCACCUCGGUCACCAUAAAAACGGAGAACUCCGUAUCGGACGGAGAAUGGAGGAAGGUAACGGCAACUAGAAACGGCAGAGUCGUGUCCUUGAGCGUGUCCAUGUGCAGAGAACACGGAGAUAUCUGCGACGAUUGUAGACCCGGUGAUGGCACUUGCUACGCGGACGACGUAGGACCAACCGGGACUCUGAAUUUUAACAACAAUCCACUUCUGGUGGGAGGACUGGAAAACGCAGAUCCGGUGCUCGAGAGGCCAGGCCAAGUGCAUUCCGACGAUUUCGUCGGCUGCGUCCACUCGGUUUCUAUAAAUGGAAGAGCAUUGAAUCUGUCGAAUCCGCUGGCAUCGCGCGGCGUUAAGUCCACCUGCAUCAGAUCGAACAACAAUUCUUGCUCGAGAGGUGGAAAGGACUCGGGCAGCGUUUGCGGUGCGAAUUCCAAGUGUUACGACAAAUGGCAUCAAGUGACCUGCCAGUGCGGAUCUGUAACCGCGCCCAAUUGCGAAGCAGCUCUCGAAUCGAUCACGUUGAGCGAGGGUGGAUACGUCGAAUUUAAAAUCUCGGAGAAACACAGAAGAAUGCAGUUAUUGGAAUAUCUUUACAGAGGCUCGACCUUGUGGCAUAAGAAUCGAGCGAAACGCACCGUCAGCGAAGACACCAGCUUCAUAACCAAUCCAUCGCCCUUUAAAACGAUCGGUUUGAUGUUCAGAACGGUGAAGCCCGAUGGUGUUCUCGUGUAUGCCGCGACCAACAAACACUUUACAUCGGUAGAGCUUCGCAACGGGCAACUAUUUUACGCGUCUCUUCUCGGAUCGCCAGUGAACAUGACCGCGAACAUCGAAGGAGGUUUGGCGGAUGGCCGUUGGCACAACCUGACCCUGCACUCUUACUUUCGAGGCUUAAGGCUGUUCGUCGACGGCGUUCAAACCGGCGAGGAAUUAGACCCUGUCGGUGUCCACGACUUCCUGGACCCGUAUCUAUCCGUCCUAUCGAUCGGUGGAGUUAGCCAAGACCUGUAUUACGCUCACAGCGCUGGCGCUAGGAGUUUCGAGGGUUGUUUGGCCAACUUCACCAUCAACAACGAGAUUCAGCCGUUCAACGGGUCCGGCUCGAUCUUCAAGGAAGUGCUGUAUCACGCGAAGGUGAGCACCGGAUGCAGAGGACCGAUCGGAAUCAGCGCAGCGGCCACUGCCGAUCCUCUCAGCAUAGGAAUCACCCUGGUCAUAGUGUUCUUCGUUAUUCUGCUGAUCGCUAUACUGGUCAGUUUCAUCGUAUUCCGUUUAAGACGACAGAACAAGGAAAAGUCAGCUCCAUCGGUGGUGAACAAAAAUACCAACGCCAUAAUGACUGGAAAUCCGUUGGUCGGCUCGGGUAACGAUAAUCUGAUGUCUCGCCACGAAAAUACCUAUAUAUCCGACACGUCCGACCUACGGGGCGUGGGUCACAUGGGCCCGGAAUUGAUCUCGAAAAAGUACAAGGAACGAGAAAUUAACGCAACCACCGAACAUCGGCCUCAGAGGCCGGACAUCAUCGAGAGAGAAGUAACGAAAUCGCCACCCAUUCGAGACGAACAUCCUCCCCUGCCUCCGCCCGCUCAAACUUCCCUACAUUCUCACGAACACAAUCCAGAACCUGACAUGCCCGAGCACUACGACUUGGAAAACGCGAGCUCCAUAGCACCGAGCGACAUCGAUAUCGUCUAUCAUUAUAAAGGUUAUCGGGAUGGUAUGCGGAAGUACAAAGCCACUCCUCCGCCUAUUAACAACUACGCCAACCAUCAUAAGCACGCGGGUCAGCAACACAGACACACCGGACCGUUCCCACCGCGCGCCUUGCCACCUCCGAACGUGAGCCAGCCGCCAGGACCGACCCAGAAACUGUUACAGAGCACGCCGUUAGCCAGGCUGUCGCCUAGCAGCGAGCUAUCCGCUCAGCAACCGAGAAUACUAACGUUGCACGACAUCAGUGGCAAACCUCUGCAAAGCGCUCUGCUGGCCACCACGUCUUCCUCCGGCGGAGUAGGCAAAGACGCUUUAAACUCCAACAGCGAAAGAAGUUUAAACUCGCCGAUCAUGAGUCAACUGUCCGGAUCAACGGCCAGUCGAAAGGCGCCUCAAUCGAACAACGAAAAUUCCGUGAACAACGUAUCUUCCGGACCGAUGGGAUUAACAGCGGAAGAGAUCGAAAGACUGAACUCGAGGCCAAGAACCUCGAGCCUCGUGUCCACUUUAGACGCCGUAAGUUCCUCCAGCGAAGCCAGAGGACCGCCCACCCACGGUCCUCUGCAUCUUCACCGACGACACACGCCACCGGUCGAGAGACUCGAACGAAGAAACUCGUCGACAACGGACGAAAGCGGCAACGACAGUUUCACCUGCUCGGAAUACGACAACACCUCGUUGGUCGGUGACAAACGGUCGGACAAUCCGUUCGCGAAACAAGACGACGAAGAAGUUAAUCAACGAAGCAACGAGUCCUCCCAAACGACGAAACCACCCCUGCCACCAAAUGUCAAUUACGACGGUUUCGACAGCUCGUUCCGUGGAUCACUCAGUACUUUGGUAGCCUCCGACGACGACCUAUCGACGCACAUGGGAGGAUUGUACAGACCGAACAACAGCGGAUCGCCAUCCACGACAACCACCGCGCUAAGUUGGGACUAUCUGUUGAAUUGGGGACUGAACUUUGAUAGUUUGGUCGGAGUGUUCAUCGAUAUCGCCGAACUACCGGACAGUGCCAAUCGUGUUCCAAGUACGCUUAGAUUACCAGCUAGUAUACCUAAGCCAUCAGAGGAAUACGUCUGAAGAGCGUUUCAACGUCGAUUAUAAUAGAAUUGUUAGGUAGCAUAGUUAGAAGGAGCACAACGAUGCCACUUUUUUCUUUUAGAUCGAAGAAGAUCGGCUAGAUGAAAGGUACGCGUAAAUAACCAAAAUACCAUCGCGAAUGGAAUACGCUUUAAUCGUCGAUUGGAUGAGCGACAAAAAUCCUAAGGAGUAACGCGAGCGAUAGAAGAACGAAAGUGAACGUUUUCUAGAAUCGUAGGAACGAGCAGCGUCGUUACAUUUUUCCUGGAUUUUCCUGGCUCGUUCGAUAGCUCAAGAUCGCUGCUCUACGAAGAAUGUAAUCGUUAUCUUGCCAUAAUAACAGAACUCGAGUUACGCCAUGAUUCGAACAUCGUCUCGAACUCGUCUGGACUUUAUAUCGCGUCGAGACGAUAUUGUGAAUUUGUAAAUAAUCCGCGAUUUUUUCAAGUGUACCGAGACUACCUUUUUUAUCGUUAGAAAUACGAGCCACGAUACGGCCGUGCUUUCGUCGAGUCUUAACGAAUUUGUAUCGCGUAUCGACCUGACAAUCGCCUUGUAACACUUAACUUUCGCUGUUAGCAACGAAUUUCGUUACGACACUUCGACAGUCGAUGAGAAAUGGAAUUAUUGUGCGACUGUAUCGCCAACAAUUAUAUAAAUAACUAUUAUAAGUACACUAGGUUUCCUUGUAUAUAAAUAUUUUGAGACGUUCUGUGCCAGAUAAUCUCGAUACAGUCGCACAAUACCAAACGAUGAUCAAUUAAGUCGAGAGUGAUGCGAUUUUAAACGAAAUAGAGGGAAAGGCAUCGAUCUUUUCUCUACGCUUUUUGCGUUCCUGAUGGUAGGCGUCGAUCGCGACGACUGCACAGCUACUCGUUCAACGUUCCGUUAAGAUCGCUAAAGUAAUCGAUCAACUUGAAAAAUUCGUUAAACGUCUCGCUAUACACGGUUGUAUUUUACAGCAUUUCGUCGAGAACGUUGAACAGAGUGUAAUUGCCAGACUGAUUUUUCCCACGAACUUUCGAAGCGUUAUGAUAGAUUAUACUACAAUACCAUCGAUCGUCAAAAUUUUGUAAAUUACGCGAAUUGCCCGUUGUAAAUAUCGUAUGCCUGAUCUGUACAAAAUGUGUGAAUGAGCCGCGUGUGUACUACUUUAUCAUCGAUCGUAUUUGUAAUAAACAAGACAUUUGUAAAAAAAAAAAGAAAAGA